Dermacentor andersoni is the source of this 4384-nucleotide messenger RNA. Its product is annotated as protein phosphatase 1D-like. The record is from RefSeq and is a predicted model, not a curated record. Lineage: Eukaryota; Metazoa; Arthropoda; Arachnida; Ixodida; Ixodidae. Gene Ontology annotation, molecular function: cation binding; protein serine/threonine phosphatase activity. Gene Ontology annotation, biological process: protein dephosphorylation.
AUGAACUACAGCCUUCACUGCAGCUCGCACCACCACCCGGGCUUCAUCAACAUGAGGCAUUGCUUCUGUGUCAGCUGUGUGGUUUGGUGGCCAAGUUUUGCGAGUAGGAAAGUGCAACGUGCGGUGGUCAAGCAAGGUGUGUGUCUAUGCAGUGAGAUCGCCGCGAUGAUAGGUUUAAAUCUGCGAGUCACCGGACACUGUAACCAGGGUGGCCGUAAAUAUAUGGAAGAUGCCUUCGUCGUCGCUUAUCAGCAGACCAAGGACAAGACAGACCUGGAAUACGCUUACUUCGGUAUCUUCGAUGGUCACGGCGGUCGCGAAGCCGCGCUUUACGCCAAGGAGCAUCUGCUCGACGCUAUUGUGAAACAAAGCGACUUUUGGUCAAAUAACGAUGAGCACGUGUUGCGUGCCAUCAAGCACGGCUUCCUCACAACACAUCUUGGCAUGUGGAAGGAAGUUGGCAAAUGGCCCAAGACGAUGUCAGGUUUACCCAGUACAUCAGGCACAACCGCAAGCAUCGCCUUCAUUCGUAGGGGCAAGCUGUUCAUUGGUCAUGUUGGAGAUUCACGUAUAGUGCUCGGAUGUGAAAGCAUGGACGGGGAGAACUGGUAUGGGCAGCCCCUGACGCAUGAUCACAAGCCUGAAAGCCCGAGGGAGAGGGAGCGCAUCCAUAGUGUAGGUGGCCUUGUCAUGAACAAGUCUGGGGUGGACCGAGUGGUCUGGAACCGCCCCUCUGUUGGUCACCGCGGCCCUGUUCGGAGGAGCACACACUUCGACAAGAUCCCCUUUUUGGCAGUGGCAAGGUCUUUAGGUGACCUCUGGAGCUAUAACUACACAGCAGGCAAAUUUGUGGUGAGCCCAGAGCCAGACGUGAGUGUCGUAAAGCUGGACACGCGCCGAGACCGCUGCAUUGUCAUGGCCUCAGACGGCUUAUGGAACAUGGUGGACAUCACGGAGUCGGUGCGGUUUGUGCAGCAGGCUGAGCGUGACAAUGAGCAUGCAUUCCUCGAAGCUGCCCAGGCUGGUUCGCAAGAUUAUCAGGUGUACAACCCUUCGAAGAUGUUGGUGGAUGAAGCCCUGUAUCGCUGGGGCCGUGUCAAAACCCGUGCUGACAAUACAAGUGUGGUGACGGUGAUGCUUGACCCAGCGGGCCCAUCACGGAAUGAGGUGCUUCUGCGUCAGCGAUUCUUGCACCGGCUGCGGCCUAGAGAGGAACUACGAACACCAGAGCCACAGGCACCAGCAUCCCCAAGGCCUGGUUCCCUUGCUCCUGAUGAGCGAGAGCUGAGCCCACCAAGGUCACCAACCAGUGACCCGGAAAGCGAUGAGCCGGAAGGCAUGCGAGGCCUUCCACGAGUUGUGAUCUUGACACCAAAGCGAGUCUACCCGUCAAUUUCGCCUCCCUCGUUGAGGGCAGAGGCCCAGGAAGUGCCGAGCCAAGAGCCAAAGCCAGAGCCUGAAUGCAAAUCCCCAGAGCAAAAGAAAGAGGCCAGCGACAGCACACAGGAAAACGAUGCCACAGCGGGUAGCCACAAACGGCGACUGCCCUUGGAUAACCUUGAGACUGAGGAAGUAGCACAAAAGCGGCCCCACAACGACAGUGAAAGUGAAGCAACAGAUGAAGCUGCUGAUAAUACCAUAGUGCGUGCACGCAAAACAAGACUAUGAUUUUAGUAGCAACAUGUACUUCAAGCCAGUCCUUUUUUUUUCUGUGCGUGUGCAUAUACAAUCACGUGUUUGUGUGUGCGCGGGAAGUGCCUCUUUCAUGGCCACUUUGUGUGUGCCCUGCAAUUCGUCCACCUGCUAGCACACCUGUGCAGUGGCUAGCAAUGCGUCACACCUGACAUUUAUGUUGUGGCACAAACUGUUGACCUCGGAACUCUUUUCAAGUCUUCACAUCAGUAUUUAUAGCCAUUUUCAUGACGCUAGUGUGUCUGCAGGGAGAAAAACUGAAAAAUCUGGUGAGCACUUCUUUGAGAAGAUGCAAGGCUGAGACAUGUCACGCUGAAGUUGCGUUGUGGCUGCUCAGCACAUUUUAUAUUGCAGUGCAGGGACACAAGCCAAGUUUCACUGCCAAGAACCUCUCUCGUUGGUUGGCUGGUGCGAGGAGCAGCAGUGAUAGUAGUGACAUUUGAUGCACCCUUGUAUGUGUUUAUGUAGACCCCCCCCCCCCCCACCUCUGUGUUGCAAAUAUUAAUUUGCAAGAGAACCCAGUGAGUCAGCCGAUUUUCCAACACCAUAAUUGUGUUUGUGCAUUGCAGAAUACAGUAAAAGCUCGUUAAUUCAAAUUCCGCGGGGAUGCUAAGAAAAUUCAGAUUUUUAUAAAAUUCGAACUAAUGAAAGUCGGAGAAAGAAUCGCUUGGUUACGGCACGUAUAUGGUCUGACAUAGCGUGAGCGCGUGCACACACGCUACGUCACGUUGGCGAGAACAACAACGUCUAUAGUUCGAAGCACUGGUGCAGCCAAAGUAACUGGACGCAGUCUGACGUGCCCGACGUCGAGAUGGCUCUUGCUCCAUUUGCGCGUUCAUUGCGCCGAUCCACAGUGCAUGGCGCGGAGAAAAAGAAGGUGUCCGUGUCGCUUCGCCGACGGUCGAAGACAACUGUUCAAAGUGGUGCACGGGUUGGGGAUCGCUCUGCGCAUGCACUGAAGAGAGCAGCCGACGGCGCCCACGUCCAAGUCUAGAGGGGACGGCAUUUCCGCUGGCGAAGCGCAAGCGGCGUGGCGCGACUGGCUGCAAGCAACGCACGCUGAAAACGUCAGACUAUUAAGCGUGCCUUUGCGCCGCCAACGCUCGGUGCAGGAACAAGAGCUGCGCUCCAAAAUGCACUCGCGAAACGCACUAAAACCUGCUGCGACGUUGGUCUCCGUUGUACUUUCGUAGCUGCACCGUCCAAAAACGUAUCCCAGUGAUGCUUUCCUAUGAGUAACAGCCACGAAUCUCAAAAGAUAUGCUUUUUGGUACUGCGAGCGCCAAUAAACGUCACGGACGCUAUGUUUUAGACAUGACCUGUUGCCGCUUCUCGGCAGAACACCUCAUAAAGAAAGGGCAUAGCCUCCAUGAUGUAACAUGAAAAAAAGAAAAAAUAUAAAGACACGCAGCACCGCAUCCGCGUUUUUAUCUUGAAUAUCUUAAGAGAGGGAGAGAACCAACCUGCAACAGAGGCGUUGGCCAUGUCUGGCCAGGCGUGAGCGCGUCUCUCUCCAGUCGGGCCUAAAUGAAAGGCCGCAGAUGGAAAGAGCGAAGCUGCUUGGCCGGCGUAGCGUCGACAAUGUGCUCCCGUGCACUACCACUCUCCCCACCCACAAUGGCGCAGAGUUCGAAUUAUCGGUGACGGUGCAGAUUUCAGUGUGAAUUAGCGGGAUGUGUUAAGUAUUGCUUUCAGUACAUUGUUGGAUGGGGCGGCUAAUUCGAAUUAUCCGAAAUUUCGAAUUAACAAGCUUUUACUGUAGUACAUAUAGUGACUCUUGACGUGCACUUGGUGGCACUUGUUCCUAAAAUUUGGUACGCAAAUUGUCCCCAUGGACAAUACGGUGUUUCGCUGAGGCAUUUUGUGGCACCUACUUUGACCACUGCCCUUUCGGAAGUCACUGUAUCCUUGUGUAUUGUGUAUAUGUUGAAUUCAUGUGUGCUGUGCACGCAUACCAUUUUUAUCCUGCAUCGUUUCAGCAUUUUUAUCAUUGAAUAUUUCAGUGACAGGGACAUUGCAAUCUUCUGUUCAGCUUGCUUAUGACAUUGGGAGUAGAAAAUGCGUGAAGCGGUGCACAUGUACAUGUGUUGCCUGUUUUUAAUGGUGACGUAAGGCAACUCGUGUAUGUUGUUCUAUCUUUUUUGUACAUUUACGGGUUUACAAUUCCCCAGUUUAUUUCAACUGUGUCUCAUCCUAUUAAAUGAGUUUAGAAGGGAUCACUGCCAUUAACAGUAGUGCAUUUGGAUGAAGCAAAGUUGUCCAACUUGUCCAGUUUCUUCCUGUGCACCCGCUGCCCACAUCAUGUGAACAAGGGUGCCACAUGCUCUUUUGUAAGAUAGGUUUCUUGCCUCAUUUUAAUUUUUUCCCCUUCAUAUGUAUUACGGGGUAUUUAUGUGUUUUGCGCGGGAACCCAGCUCUUGUCCACAAGCAUGGCAGUGCAGUCUCUUUAAUGUGGCAUAUUUAUUUCAAGGCAUUGUAUGCUAUGGCAAUGCCACUCAGGGUGUUCACAAUAAUUUUGUCUUCCCAGUCAAUGUAGCUCUCAGGGCAUUUUUGAUUAGCACAUUAUUGCCUCGAGUGACUGGAGAAAUGUUAAUUUUAUCAGUUUGACCUUGGCAAAGCACUCAAAACUGGUUCGACUUAUACAAAGUUAGACUUAAAGCAUACAUAAAAUAAAGAGCUUUAUAUACUGGAA